AAGUAAUGAAAGUAACUGGAACCCCACCUGGCUGUCACAGAGCAGGGGGCCUUAGUUUUUUCAUGGUGGCAAAAACUGGUGCAGCGCGGGUCCUUUCGUUUCAGCUUUUUGGGCAAAGUGAAGUCCUGAACCAAAACCAGUGGUAAGAAAAGAGAGGGAAAAGAAGUCAAGAUUAAAUCUCCCCAAUGAAGGAGGCAACAAGCACAAUAGGGAAAGCAAAAUCCAGUCCACAAUUACUGCUGUUUCCACAAUCCACUUAAACUUGCGAGAGCGAGCUGUUGUGUGAAAGGUGCGGUGUUUUUCCUUCUUCUGCUUCAGGAAACCCACAUGGGUUCUCUUCCUCAGUGAUGGAGAGACUCAACAAUGUUUCCAUUAAUAUUUAAUAAGCGGAGUGGAGAUACGUGGGUAGGAAAGUGGCUGCAACAAAAAAGACUCCAUUGUUGAGGGCGAGCUUGAGUAGGUUGCUUGGGUUUUGAAGGUUUGGUGGAGCCAUGGCUUCUGGGCUUUUUAGCCAGGAUGGGUUGGGACAGCAGAAUGUCAACAAGCAGCUUGCACUUGCUGUGAGGAGUAUCCAGUGGAGCUAUGCAGUUUUCUGGUCCAUGUCAACUGAACAGCCUGGGGUGUUAGAUUGGGGAGAUGGGUACUACAAUGGAGAUAUCAAGACGAGGAAAACCGUUCAGACAAUGGAGAUUGAAGCGGAUGAGUUAGGAUUACAGAGAAGCGAGCAACUCAGGGAGCUUUACGAUUCUCUGUCGGACGGUGAGGCCAAUCUGCAAUCCAGGAGACCCUCAGCUGCAUUGUCGCCGGAAGAUUUGACUGAUACUGAGUGGUACUAUCUGGUCUGCAUGUCUUUCCUGUUCAAUAUUGGCCAAGGUUUGCCAGGGAGAUCAUUGGCUAAUAGCCAGCAGAUUUGGCUCUGCAAUGCUCAUUGUGCUGAUAGCAAAGUCUUCACCCGCUCUCUCCUAGCAAAGAGUGCAUCCAUUCAGACUGUUGUGUGCUUCCCCGUCUUAAGAGGUGUCUUGGAGAUAGGCUCAACUGAGAAAAUUUCGGAAGACUACAGGCUGAUUCAGCACAUCAGAAGCUUGUUCUUGGACAACCCAGACCCCCUAACUUCAGAAAAGUGGAUAACAGAAUAUCACGAUGAAGAACUCGAUGAGAUUCUAUUGGAAGCCAGGCUAGUUGUUCCAGGAGUCAACAGUGCAGAGUUGGAGAUGGCAGCGGCUGCUGCUUCUCACAAUGACAGCUCAAACGAUGAAGCUGAGGAGGAUUCAUUCAUCCUCGAAGGGAUAGAUGGUGGGAGUGGUGGUGGUGGAGCAGUAGCUGAAGCUUCACAAGUGGAAAGUUGGCUGUUGGUGGAUGAUGAUGAUGCUGAUGCUGAUGCUGAUGCUGAUCUCAGCCCUCCUGGUCUCAACCAUUCCUUGAACUCAAGCGAAUCCAUAUCCCAAACCAUCGCAGACCCUGAGAACUUCGCCGCUUUCCCUCCAAGUGAUGAAACUGUCUACAACACUGAUUUCUUACAAGAAUCUGAGGCCUUCAAACAUGUGAAAAUGGAUGCACCAGGCCUUCCAAGCAAUGAUUUUCAUUAUCACAGUGUUCUCUCGUCAGUACUCAAAACCUCUCACCCACUGAUUCUCGGACCGCAUCUCCGGAACUCUCAUCAGGCAUCCAGCUUCCUCCGCUGGAAGAAGGCGGGAUCCAUGCAUCAGCAGCACUCUCAGAAUGUGAAGUGUGGGAUACAGCAGAAAAUGUUGAAGAAGAUUCUGUUUGAUUUCCCACAGAAGCACAUCUAUGGCUAUUCACCAGAAAAUGGGAUUAUAGAUGGGGAUUUGAUAUCGGAAGCUGACGAAGUCAGCAUGAAUCAAAUGUUAUCAGAAAGGAAACAGAGAGAAGUACUUGAUGAAAGGCUCAUGAUUCUCAAGUCAAUGUUUCCUUCGGUCAACAAGGUUGAUAGAGUAUCCAUACUAGAUGAGACGAUAAAGUACCUUCACGAACUUGAAAGAAGAGUCGGGCAACUGGAAACACAGCAACGGCAAAUGGAACCAGAGGUAACAAGAACAGAGAGGAAAACCAACCAAAGAACUUCGUCAGAGAAAACAUCUGAUAAUUAUGGGAGCACGAAAAGAAAUGGCAGUGCCAGAAGGACAGUUGGGAGCAAGAGGAAAGCAACUGAGACCAAUGAAAUGAGGCCGAAGAUCAAGUCCAAUAUUGCAUCUAAAGUUGAUAGUGUGAGUGUCAGCAUGAACAUGAAAGGGCCUGUGAUCAAGGUCCAUUGUCCAUGGAGAGAAGGGAUAUUGCUUCAGAUCAUGGAUGAGUUAACCUGUCUUCAUGUAGAUUCUCACUCAGUUCAAUCAUCUACUACCGAUGGAAUUCUUUCCUUAACCAUUGAAACUGAGCACAAAAGAGUUACUGGUGGAGCACCAACAGCAUCAGCAGGAGCAAUCAAAAGGGCCCUUGAAAGAGUUGCUAUGGGGAAGAAGGACAACCUCUAAUGAUUUACUUGUUGUAGAUGGUGUUUAACUAGGUAGGUCAGUUCUACUCAACCUUGAUUUUAAGUUGCUAGUAAAAAGUAAAAACUCAAUUCUUUUGCACCUGUUUUUGUUGUCCAUCCUGUCCAUGGCUUCCCGGUUCAAGUCUAAUGGAAAUGCAUAGUAUUAUUGGUUUCUUCUGCCAACUUCAGAUUCUGCAUGUGAAAAGAAAAGCUUACAAGAUUC
Messenger RNA from Linum trigynum, 2711 nucleotides. Lineage: Eukaryota; Viridiplantae; Streptophyta; Magnoliopsida; Malpighiales; Linaceae. The record is from the annotation of a GenBank genome assembly.